GCCUCUAGUGUUAUUGUGAUGAGGAGGCGGGUCCACCGUUAACAGCAGCAACGGCAGUAGCAGAGAGGAGCGGCUCAGUGCGGAGUGACAGGGCGUUCUCUUUUACAUGAUUAAAACACUAAACGGACACGAACAAGCGCACAGAUCGACAGGAACAUAUCUGAAACAUCCAGUCCGUCAUGGAGUCCUAUGACAUUUUAGCUAACCAGCCGGUUGUGAUCGAUAAUGUAAGUAUGAUGAUGUCAUUCAUCCACACCCAAACCGAGGCCGCGCUGUUAGCCGCUGUUAGCCUCUGCUAGCUUCUGUUAGCACGGUUUACUACUGUGUUAUAACGUCCGUUUGAAACAAAGAGGUUCAGCCUCAACUACCUCUACUAAGUAUGCAGCUUUUUACACUCAAGUGUGUCUAAAAAACUUAAAAACCUGUAACUGUAAGUAGCAGCCUAAAUGUAGCUGCAGCUGUAGCUAACUGACAACAGCUACCGGCUAAAGGUCCAAUCGGGAAAAUGGACUGUCUGUGUCUGUGUUUGUAUGUCUGUUAAUGUGUCUGAGUCUGUGUCUGUGACUGUGUCUGAGUCUUAAGUCUGUGUCUAUCUGUCUAAGUCUGUGUGUCUGUGUGUUAUUCCAGGUCUUCUAUGUGUUUCUUAUGUUAAUGAUCUAUAAUAUUGUGAUGACCUGUCAAUACGGAUCUGAGAGUCCUCAUCCUGGACUGGUACCUCUCUUGGAUUCAGGGUCUGGGUUUGGGUUGUAAACUUUGACCACCAUGAAUAAGGACUUUGAGGCUAACAGAGUUUAAACAGUAAAAAAAAAAAAGACUGUUAUUGAAUAUUGUAUUUUUAUUAUACACUGUUAUCCUGGUAUAACCCUGAUUCAGGUUUCUUAGAUAUUCACUUUAUAAAGGGUUUUUUUUUUAAUCAGGAAUCCUGGAUGACUAACAAAGCAACACAAUAUUCCAUAUGUGGUCUACAACAACAAUGAUACCACAAGACAGUAGGGCUGGGCGAAAUGGGAAAAAGUUCAUCAUGAUAUAUUUUUUUCAUGUCAGUCAACAUCGAUAUAUAUGACGACAUGAAAAAUGAGAUUUAACAAAUGAAUGGUCGUCUGUUGCGGCUGCACAGGCACCAUGGUCUCCUUGCUACUCUCGGGGUUUGUAACCUUUUGUGUUGCGCGUGCUCUGCGGUGUGGCGCUGCUUCAGGUGGUGAAAAAGAUUUGAGGUAUUCCCUGACUAUGUGAGAACAUGUACUUGACAUAAUUUACAGUACACAUUACUCUGCUUUAUGUCUGACCUCAAAAUACCUCCACACCACCAAUGUUUUCAUGCCAUUGUUGUCGACGAUGUCGUCCUCUGUUGAGCCUUCAUCGUCAUUUCUGUCGGGGGUAGCACUCAUGUUCUUUUUUUCUCACCAACAGUGCUGUCGGCUUCACCUGUUAAAGUGCUAUGGUUGCGUGUAGCAGCUGUCUGCUACAAUGCAGUUGUUUGAUACUUGGUUCUAAUUCAGCACAUGAUUGGUUCAGCGCGGCGUGGACCUGGAACAACUCGCCUUUUCAUUGGCUAUUCGUAUAGUCUACCAAAACAUGGCAGAAUGACGACUAUUGAAAAUCAUAUUGACCGUGUUUUAUAUUGAUAUUGAGGAAAAUUAAUUUUCAAUAUAUAUCGUUAUCGUUUUAUCGUUCAGCCCUACAAGACAGCUACUGCUGUUGGAGAAUAACCAUAUAACCUUAGAUCAUGAUGAUAAAAAUGCCCUUCAUAAAGCUGAAUGUGGAGCUGAGCCCUAAUCAAAGCCUCUGAAUUAAACAUCUUGUAUGUUGUAAAUGGAGCUGCAAUGAUGCAAGUCAAAUUUCAGACUGUGUUUGACAAUCAAGUCAUAUUUAAUCUAAUCGAAUCGAUGAAAUUUGGGUCAAAAAUACACAAAUCUGAGGUUAUGCAUUUUGAGCGUCAGGAGACUUUAGUUCUCUGCAGCAGUCGCUAGUUUGACUCUCAUCCACUACCCUUUUCUGUAUCCUCUCCCUUGCUCUCUACUCUCCUUAUUCUCUGUCCCUCUCCGGCUGUCCUACGCACCAAAAACGAUAGCUUCGUUGUGUACACUAUCCCACACCAGAGAAGUCACCUGUUGGACAAACAGAUAAGUUUUCAUCACCAAAUGUGAGCGAAAAAAACACCCUCAGUGUGGGAGUGAAGAGAUCAGAGUCAUGCCGUUAAAAACUCAUGUUUAGAUGACAUUUUAGGAGGACAGACGAGCAACAGUUAAAAACAUUGAGUCUCAGAGUCCGUUUGAAAGAAGUCAUGAAACUCAACAGUCUCAGGACCGGCUGUUGGCUAAGUUCACCUGAGGGAGAGAUGUUCUGAUUUGUACAAUCACUGCACCUCUCAUUAUUUUAUCCUCCUGUUUUUAAAUAAAGAACCACACACUGAGAUAUCUGCUCGUUUUUACUUGAACACCGUCUGUUCUGACUCUGUCUCAGUCUUUGGACUCAUGAACACAAAAGACAAAGUCUCUGUUGAGACUGGAGGGAUGGAGGGCAGAGUGUGUGACUGCUGCUGGCCUCAGGCUGUGUCUUAUGACCUCCCUCUCUGCUCACAGAUUAAAAUACUGCAGCUCUCAGUUCACUGAUUAUCCUCUGAUCUUAAAUGUCAUGUCUGUUUUCCUCCCCAGGGUUCAGGGGUUAUCAAGGCUGGGUUUGCAGGAGACCAGAUCCCCAAAUACUGUUUCCCCAACUAGUAAGUAUGAGUCCUCUCAAAGCACUCAGAUCCCCGUCCACGGCCAUAAUCACACAGUUACUUUCAAUAUUAUCUUAUCCUCUGGUGAUUUUGAUGAGACUUUGUUUGUAACAUGCUGAAAAUUUGAUAAAAGUUCACAAAUAUCAGUUACAUUUAGUUAGACAAACAAUCUAGAUCCCAAAGAUAAACAACCUUUACCGAGGACAACAUAGAGAGUAAGACAUGUUCAAGACCUUGAGUAUCGCUCUUUUUGUUCGAACAUUAGAUUUAUUUGAAGUUUCCUGAAUAAUUGUCUUCUGCUGGUUUUGUAAUAUUUUUGUUUGAUUUUGUUUGACGCAGUGUGGGACGUCCGAAGCAUGUACGGGUGAUGGCCGGAGCCUUGGAGGGAGACCUCUUUAUUGGACCUAAGGCAGAGGUAACACAUUCACACACACAUUUUUCAGAGCAGUUCAUGUAUAUAAGGGAAAACUCCACAGGGGAGCGUCUUUGUGUUCAAACUUGGAGGUUAUUUUUACACACUACGGCUCUUAUUGUUUAAAAACGCUGCCACAUAGGAUCCUACUGUAAAAGAGUCGUCUGGAUCAGACCUCAGCCUGCAGCAGUCUGGAGUCUGUAACCGCAGGAAGAUGUGAAAAAGUCUUCAGAGAUUCUCCAGAACUUUCAUUUUAAUAUAACUUGAAUCAGGAGGAGCAAACCUUGUCAUUAGGAUUCAGUGAUCAUUGUGAGAAUGUUUUCAGCCCUAACUCAGUAAUGCGCUGAGUGUUUUUGAUUUCAGAUUUCCUGGGUUAUUUUGUUUUGUGUCGCUCUUUACCUUUUCUGGUUACUUCCUGCCUCUCAGCACAGAAGCUUCCAGAACUUAAACUCCAUAUUUGUCAUACCAGCUGCAGCAUCGAUGAAUCCAAGAGCUGUUCUCCUCUCGCUGUUCCUCAUGGACGUGUCUAUGUAAUCAGACUGAGGUUAAUUAAUCCCACCUGCUAACCUCUGAUUGGUUGAUUGGUUUUCCUACAAUGCAAUUAACUAGAAAUGAGCUGAACACCAGGAGCAGCCUACAAGGUGGAAGAGCUGAGAUACAGACACUAGAUGUGGAUGGGGACUUCAGUUUAAUCCUUUCUUGAUUUCAGUCAUUUUUCUGUCGUCUGAUAACGAGUCUGCUAUGAUUACUUCUCAGUCAUCCAAUGGGAGGAAGACUUUUAGUAAUUAGGAGGUGAAUGGUUGUAUUUUGAUUUAAUCCUGGCAUCAGAAGUUUUAAUGAUGUGAUUUAAGCUCAUUAGAGCUCAUGUUGGGGAUGCUCUCUGUCUGCAGAGUAGUAUCCCCACUUUAGGAAAGUCCCAACACUAGGACUGCUAAUUUAGUCGGUGUCUGUGAUUGUGCAGUGUUUAAGUUCCUUAUGUAGAGCAAGAUCCUGAAAGUAAAGUUGGAUCAGAUCAUACAGCCUCCUUCCAAUGUCUCCAAAGAUCCUUCAGGCAAACACCAGCUGAGAUGUCAUGUGACUUUUUUUCCACGUUGCCUCUCUUUGCCACUCUGUCAUAAAAACUGAAGCAGACAGGAAACAGCUGUUAGAGCAGAGGCUGGUGCAUGUAUUUACUAGGCACUUUUAGAGGUUUGGACCAGAUUCAGCUGAUCACUAAUGAGCAUGUGCAGCAACUUUAGAAACCAGCCAUAGACUGUAUGGAUGAAAUGAAAGUAGACCCACUGAAGUCAGUCUGAUUCUAUCACUCAGUACGUUUACAUGCUGUUUCCGACCCCAUACAACUGUCAGCGACAACAGCAGGUCCGUGUCAGACGUCAGAAGUGUCUACAACUGCUGCUGGGAAUUUUGGAGCAAGAAGAUGAAGCAUCAGUACAGCAUUGUUUUUGUCCUACAUGAUGGACACGCUAUUUUUUCUGCAGAUGAGACGAAUGCUACUCCUCUUCUCAGGUGUUUUCGUUCCAGGGUCACGGGGGCGCGGCACACGCACACAUGCACUGUCCUAUCAUACUCCAACUACACUGGUUACAUGGUAGAGAAAAUCGAAUUCCAAUUGCAUUAUCUGGGUGUCUUAAUUGGAGUUCUCGACUCCGAUUAUAGUCGGACUAAUGCGUUUACAUGCACUUCAGUUGUCCGGUCUUUAUCGGAGUAAGGCGAUAAUUCGGUUUUCUUGAGUGUCAUGGAAACGUACUGAAUGUCAUCUGUGAUGUUUCUGCUGCCUGCUCUGUUCUGGAUCUUUGCUGCUGCUCUUCCUGCCUUGACUUUCCAUGUACCUGCAUGGAAAGGCAGGGAGCUCCCAGAACAGAACAACACGCUGCAUGUAAACCAACGAUUUCCUUCGACUUCUCUUCCCAGAGAUUUUAUAACAAAUACAUUUUAUUUAUAAGCACCUUUCUGGACACUCAAGGACACUUUACAGAGUAAAAACAGCAGGAUAAAAGCAAUAGAGAAAACAAAGCAAAAUAGGGGGAAAAAAAACAAUAUAUAUGUAUGUAUAAAUAAAACAAACAAAAACACAACAAGGUAAAUUAUAAGGAGUGUGCUAAUCUGAACAGGUGAGUUUUUAGUCUGGAUUUAAAGAGAGGGAGAGAAUCAAUAUUCUGGAUGUCAGGUGGGAGUGAGUUCCAGAGAUGGGGAGCAGAGCAAAGGAAGGUGUUGAUUGGCGCCAAACGAUCAAAGUUUGACCUACUGGUCUUGGUUUUAAGGCUCUAAUUGUGGUGCAAACAGACCAGAGUUGAUAAUUUAUUUGACCUAAGAGGCUUAAAGGGUUUCAGAGUCGACAUUAAAGUGUGGGCCCUCUGAUCAUAAUGGGCCGUAAUCCUCUCUGCUUUGGAAAGCCAACGGCAAUCCUGACUCCAACAAAUCAACCACUGUAUGACUAACAGUGAGCAAGCGCACACGCAAACACACACAAAGCUAACAGAUCAAUAACACAUGGGUAAAAUCUGACAGAGUUAAAGCUCAGAGUUGAGUUCACAGCAGGACGGAGAAUUUGUCUAAAACUUCAUUUAAGCACAAACUCUGAGCUGAGAUGACACCUGCCACUCACAGAGACCACGCCUCUUUUUUCCUUCACUGUAAACCUUAAAGGGAUAUUCUACAAUAAAAUUAAUUUAGGGUCAAACACACUGUAACACCGAGUUAGAGACCCCUUCCAGAGAUGAAUGUUGCCGACCGCUUGCUUCUCUUGUUAUACCAACUUUAGUAACGACCGCAGGAUAGCAAUACAGAGAGCCAAGCACUCAACCAAAACACCACUCUCUAGCCACAAAAAAUGCUCAGAACAGCACCUAACUUCAUCAACAGUACAUACAGGGUCCCAGCCAUAGUACUAGCCACCAAACAUCUUUUUAAUUUUGACUAAUUUCUUUAGCAAAGAGACUAAACACAACUCACCUACUCUCUUCCAUCAGCCGCUUGUUUGUAGCGAGACCUCAGGCCAGUCCAUUACAGACUACAGCAGGGUGACGCAGCUCAAGGAAGAACAUUUAUGAUAAUUUCUUCAUGGAAAUACAAUCAGACCUGGCACCAAGGUAGAAGAACUACCGCUUCUGCAGUGAAAAAUGAUUAAUAUGGUGAUUACUACUUCAAGAAAAUGAUAAAGAAAUGAUCAUUAAUGUUCUUCCUUGAGCUGCGUCACCACGCUGUUGUCUGUAAUGGACUGGCCUGAGGUCUCGCUACAAACAAGUGGCUGCUGGAAGAGAGUAGGUGAGUUGUGUUUGGUCAUUGAUGCCUAAAACCACAAAUAAUGGCCAGAAAAUUCAAAUUUUUUGGAGCUGAAAUGUUUAUUUUAUUCACUACUGAAAACCAAAAAAAUCAAAAUGUCCUUAAAAUUGAACAAAUAUAUUUAUUUAUCUCAUUUGACACAUUAGAUGUUUUUGGAAACUGAUAAACCACAAGAGGACAUUUUUUAUCAUUUAUAGGACUGUAUUCAGGUGUUUUUUUAGUAAUUUGUUGAUCAUAUUGAUUUUAUAGAAGUAUCAUAAAAGUAUGUAUCAAAUAUGAUACAUACGGUGUGUUUGACCCUAAAUUAUUUUUACACCGGAAUAUCCCUUUAAGAGCCUCCAGCCUUUGGGGACUUCACCAAGCUGUUACCGUGUUUAUUUCUACUGUAACUUUGGUCUAAUUAACAUGGAGCUCUGUGAGGAUGGACUGAUUUUGAAGAUACACUCGAGGCACUGCAGUUUCUGAAUCCCUUUUUCAGCCCUGGAGGUACUUUAAGUGUCAAACAGAUGUCCUGCUGUUUCUUUGAUCGUCUCUGCAGCUUGUGAAGUUUGUGGCUGAUCCUGUCUCAGCAGGAGGAAGAAAAUUCAUUUCAGCUUCAUUUGAUCCUCCCUGUUUUCACGUUCCCUCUCUGUGUUGAUCAGGAGCACAGGGGCUUGUUGUCGGUUCGAUACCCGAUGGAGCAUGGCAUCGUGAAGGACUGGAAUGACAUGGAGAGGAUCUGGCAGUAUGUUUACUCCAAGGAGCAGCUGCAGACUUUCUCCGAGGAGGUGAGCUUUCUUCUAUCCCCUCCAUGCAUGAUGAGAAGGUCACGUGUUCGGCAGACGCCUGAAUGCAUUGUUCUGUUCCCAGCAUCCUGUGCUGCUCACCGAAGCUCCGCUCAACCCCAGCAAGAACAGAGAGAAGGCUGCCGAGGUUUUCUUUGAGACCUUCAACGUCCCCGCCCUCUUCAUCUCCAUGCAGGCUGUCCUCAGCUUGUGAGUACACCUCUGUUUGUCUGUGCAUGUGGGUCAGUUAGAGAUGAACAGAAUCUCACUGAGGUCUGCAGCUUUUCUAAACUCAAAGUGCUGACUUCAGACUCAAGUUAGCGAGAGGUCGAAUCUGUGGUUCAAAGUGUUUCUGUUCUUAAUCACACCAGGGCGGUAUUUUUAACACUCUCAGAACCAGAGAAACAAACUCAGACUUCUUUAGUGUCCGCUUUUGUCACAGCUGGAGGGUGGAUCAGCUGGUUGACUCGGUUUGAGUAACCUGCGCUCUGUCUCAUGCAGGUACGCCACAGGUCGAACAACCGGUGUCGUGUUGGACUCUGGGGAUGGGGUCACUCACGUGGUGCCAAUCUAUGAAGGCUUCGCCAUCCCACACUCCAUCAUGCGCGUCGACAUUGCAGGAAGAGACGUGUCGAGGUACCUGCGUCUGCUGCUGCGCAAAGAAGGCUACAACUUCAACACGUCUGCAGAGUUCGAGGUGGUCCGCACUGUCAAAGAGGUGAGGGGGAGGGGCUCUGAUGGCUGUGUUGGCUCUGAAGGACAAUCAAAUCGACGUUUUUCUGAUGGCAUGUGUGACUUGUGUCCUGCAGAGAGCCUGUUACCUCUCCCUCAACCCACAAAAGGACGAGACUCUAGAAACAGAGAAGGCUCAGUACGUCCUCCCUGACGGCAGCACUUUAAACGUGAGUCACUCCUCCAAACCGUGAAAAUCCUCAUGCUCUUCCACAGCUUGGACCCUUAAAUGUGACUGUUUUUGUUCUCCAGAUCGGGCCAGCCCGGUUCAGAGCGCCAGAGCUGCUCUUCAGACCCGAUCUGAUCGGAGACGAGAGCUCGGGGAUCCACGAGGUCCUGGCCUACGCUAUCCAGAAAUCUGACAUGGACCUGCGACGCACACUCUUCUCCACCAUCGUGCUGUGUGGAGGAUCGACACUGAUCAAAGGUGAGAGCCUCCUCGGACCUCUUCAGCUGAAGACUCAGACUCAAGAACAUGGUCUACAGCCAGGAUGGAAACUCUCUCACUUCCUGCGUCUGUUUCUUUCUUUUAGGAUUUGGGGAACGACUACUAACUGAGGUCAAGAAGCUGGCGCCCAAAGACGUAAAGAUCAAGGUGAGUGUGAGAGUGAAUAUCUGAGCGUGUUUACACCGAUUUUCUUCUUCUUCAUCAUCGAGUCUUUAAUGUUUUUCCUGUCGGAGACUCGUACCUAGGGAUGGGAAUUAGUAAGAUUUUAUCAAUAUCAAUGCCUUAACGAUUCCCUUAUCAAUGCCUUUCUUCAAUUAAAAAAAAAAAAAAUUAGGUUUUCACCGUUAACUCAAAAUUUUAUUGAGUCUCUAAUAACAGAAAAAGAUGUAUGCCACCUUCAGUGAGAGUCUAAAAAUAAUCAAAGGAAAAUGCUAUUUGUACAGCAUUUCUGACAUGCAUUGUGUUUAUGUUAAACAGGACAUACUUUAGAGUGACCAUAUUCUGAAUCCCCAACAAGAGGAUACUACUACGCAGAGCAGACGUGUGUGCAAUUUUGAGGUUUAUUUUUUUAUUUUUUAUUUUGGUCGGGUUGAGAGUUUUCUAUGCUCUUCUAACUCAGUUAAAUGCAUAUUCUGAAUUCCCAAAGAGUGCAUGCUGCGUCGCGUCAGUGGCUUUGCCAAGAAGUGAGUGGAGGGGCAGAGCUGCAGAGCGCACUGAUGCUCUGCACUGUUUUAUAAUCAAUGAAAACACUUUCAGGACAUUUGAAGGAUUUUAUAAACUCCCCCGGACAGCCCCCAAAAGAGGACAUGUCAGGGCAACAGAGGACAUAUGGUCACCCUAACAUAUGUACUUUCAAUGCCGUGCUGAGACGGAGCUGCAGCGGAUGACUUUGAUUCCCAUCCCUACUCGUACCUCUUCUCUUCAUCUUCAUUGGAGAAGGACUAACAGUUGAUGUCGACUAAAAUAAACUUCAUAUCCUUCAACAGCUGAUUUUUGUUGACAACAUUGUUUUGAUUUCUCCGUAGAUUUCGGCUCCUCAGGAGAGGCUGUACUCCACAUGGAUCGGGUAAGUUUUUCGCUUCUCACCGCGUUCUGGGUUCGAUAAUUUCGGUGUUAAACUCUCCUUUUCUCCCCGACAGCGGCUCCAUCUUGGCGUCGUUGGACACCUUUAAGAAGAUGUGGGUGUCGAAGAGGGAAUAUGAAGAAGACAGAGCUCGUGCCAUCCACAGGAAGACCUUCUAGAAAGGGGGAGGAGUCCCCCCAGAACUGCCCUCGAACCCCCCCCCCCCCCAAUCAUCAUACUGUAGGGGAUCCUCCUGCACCUGUGGUCUCCAGUACCUCUGCAUCACCUUUAUCUAAACCUCCUGUCAGCCCGCUUUAUGCCCCUCCCCCACCCUGAGAAACACUCGCCUUUCUGCGCGCAGGUUUCCGUAUUUACCUCCUUUUAUUUGCCUCCUGUUGUUCCUGCUGCAGGGUGACGGCGGCGGCGCCCUACACCCCGCGACCCCCCCCAACAUCCACCUGCACUCAUACACUCAGACAGACAGACAGACAGACAGAGGGCGGUGUCAAGGUCUCUGAGAGGGCAGAUUUCAGCACUGUGGACUCAUGCUCCAUGACCUUCAGUUAGUCCACGUUGAAGUUUUGGUGUUGCUCGCUCGCUCGCCUACAGACGCCCUGCGAGCUGUAGAUUAUUAUUAUGACAUGUCAAUAAAUCUGAAUGUUUUUUUUUUUCUUUUUUUUGCUACUGUUGAAGUUUCCAUUCCAGACCGAAGAUUUAGAUUUUUAUUUGAUGUCGACUUUUCGUCUGUUUCUGACAUGAGUUAGCUCGCACAGGGCAAAGGUCGUCAGUACGAAAGGAGUCAGAAUCUAGUGCGCAGGUAAAUCAGAGAACCACUGUAUUAUAUAGAGAUCUGGCCUAAACUGCACAUGACUGCGGUUAUUUAUCACCCGACUGUCUCGAUUAUUAAUAUUAUUAUUACCAAUGAAAUGUUUCUACAUGAACAUGACGUUACGUGUUUGUCUCGAUGAUGGUGAUGAUGAGGAAAAUGUUCAGUCACUGAGUCGGCGUUUUUGUUCCAGCUGACGGGAUUAAAAAACAACAAAGUCCAGAAAAAUGCCUUGAUUUUUAUUUGAAGUUUACUAAAGUCAAAGUGCACAUGAUGACCACCACACUGAGAAGGAGGGAUGGGGUGGUUUUGAACCGGGUCUGAAGAAACAGUCGACACAGACAUGUUAGUGAAGUUUUAGACUUAACAGGUCUGCAGUAUUAACCCCUCAGCCUCUGAAGUCCAAUCUGUGUGAAAAAUGAUCAUCCAAAUUCACCUGAAAGUAAACGUCCUGAAACUCCCGCAUAUGUCCAAAAUGAAAAAAACUCUUAAUCAUAAAAAAACAUUAAAACAACAAUCAGUAAAUCCUCAUUUUAAAAAGCCAGAGCAACAAAGUUUAUAUUUCAAUCAUUUGUUGCUUCAUUCGAUCUUAAAACAACUUAAAACUCAAUUUUUAAAUCACUUAAGUUUAAAAGCUGACCAAGGUUAAUGUCUAAUGUCUUUAUGUUUCCUGAUUGUAAUUUAAGAACUUAAAACUGUUCAAAAAGCUCAGAAAUUUGAUUUAUUUCAGCAUGUAAUGGGAUUUAAGAGUUGUGCAGAAACAGCUCCUGUGCAUCUGGAAGUUUCAUCUCAGCUGUUAAAAGGAAAUCCAGCAAAAUGUCUUCUUUUAUCGUGUCAGUUUCACAAACUUUUGACUCUAAUUUAAACUUUAACCGUCAAUUUACUCUUAAAGUUUAUGAAAAUGACCGAAAGUUGAAGAAUUUUUGCUGUUGAGAUUCACCACGUUCAAUGACGGAUCUGUCUCAGUUACUCUGGUGUCAGGUUUACUCAGAUGCAUGAAGAGCUUUUCAUCCAAAGUACACAAAAAAAGCUUAAAACACUUAAACUGCUGAUGGUUUUAAAGAAAAGGGACCUCAUCCUGGACUCAAAAUCUUUUUUUUUAAAAAGUUCCUCCAGUUUGAAAAUGUUUGAAAAGUCCACUCCUCUCGACAAAAACGCUGCAUUUGAGCUCACAAGAGUUGGAGUUAAACGAGACUGUUGCUGAAGACAGUUUAAAAGCACCACAUGUUCUCCUCGUCCAGUGUAAAAACCAUGACAUAAACAGCAGCUGUUCCAGUUAUCCCCCUCCUCUUUAUUCAGACCCAUGUCCGUGUACAGAGACAUGAAGCCGAGCUCUGGAGUUUGGAGCUUUUGUACUAUCCCCUCCUCUUUCUCUCUCUCUAUGUCUUAGUAAAGUCUCCUCAUUUCUCAGCUGGCAGUGAAGGGGUUGUGUCCGCCUCUUCCUGGAGUUUUUAAAAAAGCUGAAAAAAAGAAAAAAAUCCAGAAAAAGAUCAUCAGCCUGGUCUACAGGGGAAUGCUUUUCAACAGCAACACAACACCACCAUCAUAUGAUAACAACAGACUAACAAUGUACAAAACUGUUUAUUCAAGUGUUUGCUUUUACUUUUCGUAAAUUCAGUAUAAUAAUAAAUAAGUUCAUGGCUGCUGCCCAAGUGUCUUCUCAUUGAUUCAUCAGAUGGUGCAACAAUCUCGAAGUGAUUGAAACACUGUAAAAUGUUCUUAAUAAACAGAUUUUGAUCAUUUAGAAAUCCCUCAAAGCUUUUAUUUUAAUUAAAAAACAACAUUUUAAGAGAAUUUUAUAGUUUUAUUUGGAAAAAGUUUAUAAUAUAUUUAUAAAAAGUUGUUAUAAAGGAACAACCAAUCAGGUUUUACCAAAUCCUGAGGCCAAAAAUCCUCCAUAUCCAACCAUGAAGUCAGAGAUUCGUGCUGCAGUUCUUUCAGUCUCCAGCAGAGGUCAGUGUGGCAGCAUCACUGUAAAUAAACAGACACUAAUUUCAUAUUAUCAGAUACUCUUAAUGCUGCACUCCUGGAAUAACCUCCACCUGUCACCUUUUUUUUCCUAAAUUCUCAGAGACACAUCGACGAUUAAUUCGGAGGAAUUCGUGGUAACACUUUAUUUGACGCCUAUCUAUAACGCAUUAUAAAUAUAUGUAUAAUGCGUUAUAAUCACGUUAUAGCACUGUAUAACUAUAGUAAUAAACACUCAUAAAUUUUCAUAAUGCUUAACAGCAAUAAUCAUAACACAUUAUAAAGCAUGACUUACAAGGUCAGGUAUUAAAAUGUGUUAUAACUUAACAAUUCACUGCCAAGCAACAUUGUUAACAGUUAUAACACAUUAAAAUACCUGACCUUGUAAGUCAUGCUUAAUAAUGUGUUGUGAUUACUGCUGUUAAGCAUUAUGAUAAUUUAUGAGUGUUUAUUACUAUAGUUAUACAGUGCUAUAACGUGAUUAUAACGCAUUAUACAUAUAUUUAUAAUGCUUUAUAGAGAGAGGCGUCAAAGUGUUACCGAAUUCGUUUUUAUGAGAGACUGCAGCCUCCAAAAAUCAUGAAACCAUUAAAUCAGCAUCUGCAAAAGUUCUGAUUUUUUUCAGCCUGGUUUUCUAGAAUUAAAUAACUACUGUAUGUAUGGUUAAUUCAGAUGCUUUGAUUAGGGCUCAGCUCCACAUUCAGCUUUAUGAAGGGCAUUUUUAUCAUCAUGAUCCAAGGUUAUACGGUUAUUCUCCAACAGCAGUAGCUGUCUUGUAGGGCUGAACGAUAAAACGAUAAUGAUAUAUAUCGAAAAUUAAUUUCCUUCAAUAUCAAUACAAAACAUGGUCAGUAUGCUUUUCAAUAGUCAGCAUUCUGCCAUGUUUUGGUAGACUAUACAAAUAGCCAAUGAAAAGGGGAGUUGCUCUGGGUCCGCUUCACACUGAACUAAUCAUGUGCUGGAUUAGAACCAAAUAGCAAACAACUGCGUAGUAGCAGACAGCAGCUACACGCAACCAUAGCACUUUAACAGGUGAAGCCGACAGCACUGUUGGUGAGAAAAAAAGAAUGAGUGCUACCUCCGACAGAAAUGACAGAUGACGACAUCGUCGACAACACUGACACGAGAACGUCGUUGGUAUGGGGGUAUUUUGUUUUUUUUUUUGAGGUUGGACAUGAAGCAGAGUAAUGUGUACUGAAAAUUAUGUCGAGUACAUGUUCUCACAAAAUUGGAGAAUACCUCAAAUCUUUUUCACCACCUGAAGCAGCGCCACGCCGCAAACAUGCACAACGCAAAAGGUUACAAACCUCAAGCAGAGCAAGGAGCCCAUGGCAGGCGAAACAGCUGGCCAUUCAGUCUGCUUUCUCUUGAGCAACGCCUUACGACAACAUGUUGAAGAGACACAAAGACCUCACAGAUGCAGUAGAUUAUUGUAUUGGAAAAGACAUCCUACCAAUUAACACUGUUAAAUUUCAUUUUUUAUACCGUGAUAUAUAUCGAUAUUGACUGAUAUGAAAAAAAUAUAUUGUGAUAAUCUUUUCCCUAUAUCGCCCAGCCCUAACUGUACAAAUAAAUAAAACUGGCCGAGUUCUGAGAAGUUGGAGCAACAGGUUGUCUUUCUCUUCCUCUGCUUUGACAACGCUUAUGUCGAGUUCACAUUCCUGAUGAAUUAUUAAGUCGGCUCGUUUUCCUCUCGUUAGAUUAUUCCAAACAGCUCCAUGAAUUAUGGAUUCUCCAUCAUGGGGUAAACAUCAGCAUCCUUUAGAAAUGACUGUGGGCGACAAAUUGGAGAGGAGGAUGAGUGAGAUGAAGAUCUGAGAGCAGGAGUCAGCAGGUGGGGAGGGUGUGAGCUGCUCAGUCCCUCUCUGUCAUUAUUGAACAGCCUGCUGUCUUCAUCACUCUGACAGACAUCAGCUGCACUCUCUCUUCUUUUCUCUUGAACCUUGAAAGAGCAAGAAAACCGAGUUUUCAGGGGAGCGUCAGGCUCUCAGAUAAAUGAUCCUCCUGCAGCCGAGGCCUCCACUCUGCCAAGACGACGAGAGACUCCUUGGGACUCUGGUAAGAGCAGACAGCGAGGUCAAGGACCAGAUUAUACAGCGAGAAAACAGAACAAGACAAAAAGAGAGGAGAGUUUCAGCUCUCACUCAGAAAAACAUCGAUUUCUAUUCCACUAAGGACGAGCUGAAAUCUUACAAAGUUUUACAAAGAGGACGUCAAGUGUUCGAAGGAGAAUCGAUCCGAGGUGCUGAGGUUGGUAGUCUGUCUAAGAAGAAUGUGAAGUUUUUAAAGUCUCUUUUUUUCCUAUUUGUGAUUUUAAUGUCCAAACAUUUCACCCUCAAACAAAGACCUCCUCCUCUCAGAAAAAGACCUCCACUCAAAUAAAGACCUCCUCCUCUCAAAAAAAGACAAAGUUCAAAGUCACUGAAUCACUGAGGAUCUGUAUAAUCAGAAAAGUCACUUUUUCCUUCUACACUCCUCAUCAGUUUAUAGAGGAAGUUUGUCCUUAUAUGGAGAUAUCCUGUGACAUACUAGAAUCUGACAGAUUGAACUCACAACAUCAGAACCACUGCAUGUACACACUUUACAAACACACACAGUUUUCCGGUUCAGGUUUAAAAACUUGGAUCCAGAGUCUGUAUGUGAUGAACUUACCUCUCCUCAGUAAACGACAGUAAAAUUCUGUUUAAUCUGGACUUGUUUACAUUAAAUCUCAAUCUGACGCAUCUUCUUAAUAUUACACAGUAAUUGUCCGACAUGCUCUGAUCGAUAAAGUAGAGGCCUCAGCAAGGCUUACCCCCAGAUUCCACCACAUUUGGAACGGCGGCGAUUUUUGCAA
Molecule: messenger RNA, 15050 nt
Organism: Xyrichtys novacula (pearly razorfish)
Lineage: Eukaryota; Metazoa; Chordata; Actinopteri; Labriformes; Labridae
Source: the annotation of a GenBank genome assembly